This is a messenger RNA of Vigna umbellata (rice bean), 722 nucleotides long. The record is from RefSeq and is a predicted model, not a curated record. Lineage: Eukaryota; Viridiplantae; Streptophyta; Magnoliopsida; Fabales; Fabaceae.
UAAUUGGAGGAUGUGUCUUCAUAUUUUGUUGUUUUAGACGUAAGUCUUUAACCCGACUGGUCAAAUUUCGUUUUACCAGAAACCAUGAUUCAAAUAUUGAAGCAUUCCUAAGAAAUCAUGGAGCCAUAGCACAGAAAAGAUACAAAUUUUCAGAAGUGAAAAAAAUGACCAAUUCAUUCAAAGUUAAACUUGGUCAAGGUGGUUUUGGUACAGUAUACGAAGGAAAACUACUAACAGGUAGCCCUGUGGCCGUAAAGUUACUGAAAGCAUCCAAAAGAAAUGGUGAAGAGUUCAUCAAUGAGGUUGCCAGCAUCAGUAGAACAUCUCAUGUUAAUAUUGUCACACUUGUUGGAUUUUGUUUGGAAGGCUCUAAAAAGGCUCUCAUCUAUGAGUUUAUGGCUAAUGGUUCUUUGGAUAAGUUCAUCUACAACAGAGGGCCAGAAAAUAUUGUAUCUUUGACCUGGGAGAAUUUAUAUCAAAUUGCCAUAGGAAUAGCUAGAGGGUUGGAGUACUUGCACAGAGGCUGCAACACUAAAAUUUUACAUUUUGACAUAAAGCCACAUAAUAUUCUUUUGGACGAGAAUUUUUGUCCUAAAAUAUCAGAUUUUGGACUAGCAAAGCUGUGUCCCAGGAAUGAAAGCAUUAUUUCUAUGUCUGAUAAAAGAGGAACAAUGGGGUAUUAUGCUCCUGAAAUGGUCAAUAGACAUUNUAAUUUAAUUUAA